Messenger RNA from Haemonchus placei, 333 nucleotides. Lineage: Eukaryota; Metazoa; Nematoda; Chromadorea; Rhabditida; Trichostrongylidae. The record is from the annotation of a GenBank genome assembly.
AUGAACUCUUUCCCUCCCUCAUUGCUGAUUUUCAAAAAUCCUGAUCCUGGUUUUGGUGUUACUGCUGUUUCUAUCGCUUCGAAUUUUGUGUUGUCGAAUAUGUUUCUAUAUGGUAUCACUGGGCGAGCCAGAUUAUCCUACCUUCUGAGCAUGGCCACUAUACCAUGCUCUGUUUUGUUGUGUGUUCGUGAUUCGCGUAAUGAUUUCGAGAAGUGGAAAGAGCUUAGAGUACUGAGACUCAGGGGUGUUCCGGACAGGUUUAUGCCAUACAAAUGUAAAUACGACUGGACGGAAUACGAAAAAAAUCUCCAAAGUAGAUCUGGAAGUAAUUAA